Molecule: messenger RNA, 31695 nt
Organism: Coregonus sp. 'balchen'
Lineage: Eukaryota; Metazoa; Chordata; Actinopteri; Salmoniformes; Salmonidae
Source: the annotation of a GenBank genome assembly
AUGCACCUGCAUGGGGAGUUGUCAGGUAAAUAUGUUGUCAGGUAAAGAUGCUGUCAGGUAAAGAUGCUGUCAGGUAAAGAUGUUGUCAGGUAAAGAUGUUGUCAGGUAAAGAUGUUGUCAGGUAAAGAUGUUGUCAGGUAAAGAUGUUGUCAGGUAAAGAUGCUGUCAGGUAAAGAUGCUGUCAGGUAAAGAUGUUGUCAGGUAAAGAUGUUGUCAGGUAAAGAUGUUGUCAGGGAAAGAUGUUGUCAGGUAAAGAUGUUGUCAGGUAAAGAUGCUGUCAGGUAAAGAUGUUGUCAGGUAGAGAUGCUGUCAGGUAAAGAUGUUGUCAGGUAAAGAUGCUGUCAGGUAAAGAUGCUGUCAGGUAAAGAUGCUGUCAGGUAAAGAUGCUGUCAGGUAAAGAUGCUGUCAGGUAGAGAUGUUGUCAGGUAAAGAUGCUGUCAGGUAAAGAUGCUGUCAGGUAGAGAUGUUGUCAGGUAGAGAUGUUGUCAGGUAGAGAUGUUGUCAGGUAGAGAUGUUGUCAGGUAAAGAUGUUGUCAGGUAAAGAUGUUGUCAGGUAAAGAUGUUGUCAGGUAGAGAUGUUGUCAGGUAGAGAUGUUGUCAGGUAAAGAUGUUGUCAGGUAAAGAUGUUGUCAGGUAAAGAUGCUGUCAGGUAAAGAUGCUGUCAGGUAGAGAUGUUGUCAGGUAGAGAUGUUGUCAGGUAGAGAUGUUGUCAGGUAAAGAUGUUGUCAGGUAGAGAUGUUGUCAGGUAGAGAUGUUGUCAGGUAAAGAUGUUGUCAGGUAAAGAUGUUGUCAGGUAAAGAUGUUGUCAGGUAAAGAUGUUGUCAGGUAAAGAUGUUGUCAGGUAAAGAUGUUGUCAGGUAAAGAUGUUGUCAGGUAAGAUGCUGUCAGGUAAAGAUGUUGUCAGGUAAAGAUGUUGUCAGGUAAAGAUGUUGUCAGGUAAAGAUGUUGUCAGGUAAAGAUGUUGUCAGGUAAAGAUGCUGUCAGGUAAAGAUGCUGUCAGGUAAAGAUGCUGUCAGGUAAAGAUGUUGUCAGGUAAAGAUGUUGUCAGGUAAAGAUGUUGUCAGGUAAAGAUGUUGUCAGGUAAAGAUGCUGUCAGGUAAAGAUGUUGUCAGGUAAAGAUGUUGUCAGGUAAAGAUGUUGUCAGGUAGAGAUGUUGUCAGGUAGAGAUGUCAGGUAAAGAUGCUGUCAGGUAAAGAUGUUGUCAGGUAAAGAUGUUGUCAGGUAAAGAUGUUGUCAGGUAAAGAUGUUGUCAGGUAAAGAUGUUGUCAGGUAGAGAUGCUGCUGCCGUGUACAGUGUUAUGAAGAAAACCCUCUAAAGGAUCACCUUAUCAAUGACAUUAUUUCAACCUGAUGCAUCAGAAGAUGGCUCAGUAAAGUGUUUUCAAUGUGGUCAUCAGGUCAGAUUCACAGCCCGACUAUUAGACUGUAAACUGACUGUAUCCACUCCAUGUAGCUACAGGAGGCCCUAGCAGACCUUCCCUACUGACUGUAUCCACUCCAUAUAGCUACAGGAGGCCCUAGCAGACCUUCCCUACUGACUGUAUCCACUCCAUGUAGUUACAGGAGGCCCUAGCAGACCUUCCCUACUGACUGUAUCCACUCCAUGUAGCUACAGGAGGCCCUAGCAGACCUUCCCUACUGACUGUAUCCACUCCAUGUAGCUACAGGAGGCCCUAGCAGACCUUCCCUACUGACUGUAUCCACUCCAUGUAGUUACAGGAGGCCCUAGCAGACCUUCCCUACUGACUGUAUCCACUCCAUGUAGCUACAGGAGGCCCUAGCAGACCUUCCCUACUGACUGUAUCCACUCCAUGUAGCUACAGGAGGCCCUAGCAGACCUUCCCUACUGACUGUAUCCACUCCAUGUAGCUACAGGAGGCCCUAGCAGACCUUCCCUACUGACUGUAUCCACUCCAUGUAGCUACAGGAGGCCCUAGCAGACCUUCCCUACUGACUGUAUCCACUCCAUGUAGUUACAGGAGGCCCUAGCAGACCUUCCCUACUGACUGUAUCCACUCCAUGUAGUUACAGGAGGCCCUAGCAGACCUUCCCUACUGACUGUAUCCACGCCAUGUAGUUACAGGAGGCCCUAGCAGACCUUCCCUACUGACUGUAUCCACUCCAUGUAGCUACAGGAGGCCCUAGCAGACCUUCCCUACUGACUGUAUCCACUCCAUGUAGCUACAGGAGGCCCUAGCAGACCUUCCCUACUGACUGUAUCCACUCCAUGUAGCUACAGGAGGCCCUAGCAGACCUUCCCUACUGACUGUAUCCACUCCAUGUAGCUACAGCAGGCCCUAGCAGACCUUCCCUACUGACUGUAUCCACUCCAUGUAGCUACAGCAGGCCCUAGCAGACCUUCCCUACUGACUGUAUCCACUCCAUGUAGUUACAGGAGGCCCUAAUCAGGCCUACUACUGUUGUGUCGUCUGCAAACUUGAUGAUUGAGUUGGAGGCUUGCGUGGCCACGCAGUCAUGGGUGAACAGGGAGUACAGGAGGGGGCUGAGCACGCACCCUUGUGGGGCCCCUGUGUUGAGGAUCAGCGCAGUGGCAGUGUUGUUGCCAACCUUCACCACCUGGGGGGCAGCCCGUCAGGAAGUCCAGGACUCAGUUGCACAGGGUGGGGUUCAGACCCAGGGCCUCGAGCUUAAUGAUGAGCUUGGAGGGUACUAUGGUGUUGAAUGCUGAGCUAUAGUCAAUGAACAGCAUUCUUACGUAGGUAUUCCUCUUGUCCAGAUGGGAUAGGGCAGUGGGCAGUGUGAUGGCGAUUGCAUCGUCUGUGGAUCUAUUGGGGCGGUAAGCAAAUUGAAGUGGGUCUAGGGUGUCAGGUAAGGUAGAGGUGAUAUGAUCCUUAACUAGCCUCUCAAAGCACUUCAUGAUGACAGAAGUGAGUGCUACGGGGCGAUAGUCAUUUACUUCAGUUACCUUUGCUUUUGUGGGUACAGCAACAAUGGUGGACAUUUUGAAGCAAGUGGGGACAGCAGACUGGGAUAGGGAGAGAUUGAAUAUGUCCGUAAACACUCCAGCCAGCUGGUCUGCACAUGCUCUGAGGACGGGGCUAGGGAUGCCAUUUGGGCCGGACUCCUUGCGAGGGUCUUAUGUCUUACUCACGUCGGCCACGGAGAACGAGAGCCCACAGUCCUCGGGAGCGGGCCCCGUCGGUGGCAGUGGGUUAUCCUCAAAGCUGGCGAAGAAGGUGUGUUUAGCUUGUCCGGGAGCGAGACGUCGGUGUGGCUGGUUUUCCCUUUGUAAUCCGUGGCUGUCUGUAGGUCCCUGCCACGUACGUCUCGUGUCUGAGCCGUUUGAAUUGACUCGGGGAAGAGGAUCAGAGUAUAAUACACAGAUCUAUUUCUAGGUGUCAUAUGUUCUACAUACACUGACUGGAAUAUAUUUCACCUAGCAGGCGCCAGGCUCGGGGAGGUGUUAGGGAAGAGGAUCAUGAUUCUAGAUCCGGGGACGGGAACAUGUCCUAACCUUAUUAACAUGUAAUAUGCUAACUGCAUACCUCAGGUGCUGGCCCCAGCAGACCUGCCCUAGAGGCCGAGCUCAGGGAGGUGUUGGGGAAGAGGAUCAUGAUUCUAGAUGGAGGGAUGGGCACCAUGAUCCAGGAGAGGCGAUUGGAGGAGGAGCACUUCAGGGGGGAGGAGUUUAAAAACCACACCCACAGCCUGAAGGGCAACAACGACCUGCUGAGCAUCACCCAGAGUGACGUAAUCUACAACAUACACCAGGUACAGUGAUGUCAUCUACAACAUACACAAGGUACAGUGAUGUCAUCUACAACAUACACCCGGUACAGUGAUGUCAUCUACAACAUACACAUGAAGGUAACAGUGAUGUCCAAUACUACAACAUACACCAAGUACAAGGUGGAUGUCUCUACACACCUAUACACACAGGUACAAGUGAGGUCAUCUACAACCAUACACAAGGGUACAGUGAUGGUCAUCUACACCAUGACACAAGGUACAGUGACUGUCCAUCUACAACCAUACACAAGGUACAGUGAUGUCAGCUACAAGCAUACACACGGAAGUAGAUGUCAGCGACAACCAUACACAACGGUAGAAAACAGUGAUGUCAUCUACAACCAUAACACAAAAAAACGGUAAACAGUGGAUGAUCAUCUACAACCAUACACACGGUACAAGUGAAUGUCCAUCUACACCAUACACACGGUACAGUGAUGUCAUCUACACCAUACACACGGUACAGUGAUGUCAUCUACAACAUACACACGGUACAGUGAUGUCAUCUACACCAUACACACGGUACAGUGAUGUCAUCUACACCAUACACACGGUACAGUGAUGUCAUCUACACCAUACACAAGGUACAGUGAUAUCAUCUACAAUAUACACAAGGUACAGUGAUGUCAUCUACACCAUACACACGGUACAGUGAUGUCAUCUACACCAUACACACGGUACAGUGAUGUCAUCUACACCAUACACAAGGUACAGUGAUGUCAUCUACAACAUACACAAGGUACAGUGAUGUCAUCUACACCAUACACACGGUACAGUGAUGUCAUCUACAACAUACACAAGGUACAGUGAUGUCAUCUACAACAUACACCAGGUACAGUGAUGUCAUCUACACCAUACACACGGUACAGUGAUGUCAUCUACAACAUACACAAGGUACAGUGAUGUCAUCUACACCAUACACACGGUACAGUGAUGUCAUCUACAAUGUACACUACCGUUCAAAAGUUUGGGGUCACUUAGAAAUGUCCUUGUUUUCCAUGAAAACAUACAUGAAAUGAGUUUGAAUAGGAAAUAUAGCAAAAUGAAUAGGAAAUGUAGUCAUUGACAAGGUUAGAAAUAAUGAUUUGUAAGUGAAAUAAUAAUUGUGUCCUUCAAACUUUGCUUUCGUCAAAAAAUCCUCCAUUUGCAGCAAUUACAGCCUUGCAGACCUUUGGCAUUCUAGUUGUCAAUUUGUUGAGGUAAUCUGAAGCGAUUUCACCCCAUGCUUCUUGAAGCACCUCCCACAAGUUGGAUUGGCUUGAUGGGAACUUCUUACGUACCAUACGGUCAAUCUGCUCAAAAGGGUUGAGAUCCGGUGACUGUGCUGGCCACUCCAUUAUAGACAGAAUACCAGCUGACUGCUUCUUCCCUAAAUAGUUAUUGCAUAGUUUGGAGCUGUGCUUUGGGUCAUUGUCCUGUUGUAGGAGGAAAUUGGCUCCAAUCAAGUGCCGUCCACAUGGUAUGGCAUGGUGUUGCAAAAUGGAGUGAUAGCCUUCCUUCUUCAAGAUCCCUUUUACCCUGUACAAAUCUCCCACUUUACCACCACCAAAGCACCCCCAGACCAUCACAUUGCCUCCACCAUGCUUGACAGAUGGCAUCAAGCACUCCUCCAGCAUCUUUUCAUUUGGUCUGCGUCUCACAAAUGUUCUUCUUUGUGAUCCGAACACCUCAAACUUCGAUUUGUCUGUCCAUAACACUUUUUUUUCCAAUCUUCCUCUGUCCAGUGUCUGUGUUCUUUUUAUUGGCCAGUCUGAGAUAUGGCUUUUUCUUUGCAACUCUGCCUAGAAGGUCAGCAUCCCGGAGUCGCCUCUUCACUGUUGACGUUGAGACUGGUGUUUUGCGGGUACUAUUUAAUAAAGCUGCCAGUUGAGGACCUGUGAGGCGUCUGUUUCUCAAACUAGACACUCUAAUGUAUUUGUCCUCUUGCUCAGUUGUGCACCGGGGCCUCCCACUCCUCUUUCUAUUCUGGUUAGAGCCAGUUUGCGCUGUUCUGUGAAGGGAGUAGUACACAGCGUUGUACGAGAUCUUCAGUUUCUUGGCAAUUUCUCACAUGGAAUAGCCUUCAUUUCUCAGAACAAGAAUAGACUAACGAGUUUCAGAAGAAAGUUAUUUGUUUCUGGCCAUUUUGAGCCUGUAAUCGAACCCACAAUUGCUGAUGCUCCAGAUACUCAACUAGUCUCAAGAAGGCCAGUUUUAUUGCUUCUUUAAUCAGCACAACAGUUUUCAGCUGUGCUAACAUAAUUGCAAAAGGGUUUUCUAAUGAUCAAUUAGCCUUUUAAAAUGAUAAACUUGGAUUAGCAAACACAACGUGCCAUUGGAACACAGGACUGAUGGUUGCUGAUAAUGGGCCUCUGUACGCCUAUGUAGAUAUUCAAUAAAAAAUCAGCCGUUUUCAGUUACAAUAGCCAUUUACAACAUUAACAAUGUCCACUGUAUUUCUGAUCAAUUUAAUGUUAUUUUAAUGGACAAAAAAGUUGCUUUUCUUUCGAAAACAAGUACUUUUCUAAGUGACCCCAAACUUUUGAACUGUAGCGUACACAAGGUACAGUGAUGUCGUCGACAACGUACACAAGGUACAGUGAUGUCGUCGACAACGUACACAAGGUACAGUGAUGUCGUCGACAACGUACACAAGGUACAGUGAUGUCGUCGACAACGUACACAAGGUACAGUGAUGUCGUCGACAACGUACACAAGGUACAGUGAUGUCGUCGACAACGUACACAAGGUACAGUGAUGUUGUCGACAACGUACACAAGGUACAGUGAUGUCAUCGACAACGUACACAAGGUAUGGUCAGUGGGUUAAAGAGUGGUUCAAGUUAUCCUAGACAGCAAAAACCUGAGAUGUAAAAGUUAGGCUGUUAUCAAUGCACCUGCCUGUUAUGCUAUAGUAAUAAUAUUUCCGGUGUUUUUUGUGGGAGAUCUAGAGAGAGAGAGAGAUAGACGGACAUACAGACAGAAAGACGGGAUGAGAUGAUCUCUCUGUUUGGCAAAUACCUGCUGCGUGUGAAUAAGCGUUGACGUUCCUCCCUUGUGUUUGUCGGUAGGAAUACUUGCUUGCCGGGGCAGACAUCAUUGAGACCAACACCUUCAGCAGCACCUGCAUCGCCCAAGCUGACUAUGGACUGGAACAUUUGGUAAGACAGCUGGUUAGUGGGUAGUCUGUAGAGAGCUGGUUAGUGGGUAGUCUGUAGAGAGCUGGUUAGUGGGUAGUCUGUAGAGAGCUGGUUAGUGGGUAGUCUGUAGAGAGCUGGUUAGUGGGUAGUCUGUAGAGAGCUGGUUAGUGGGUAGUCUGUAGAAUAACACUCAGAUUACCAAUCAAAAGCUAUUAUCACAACAUCGGAUCGAAUUUAGUCAGUAAGGGAUGGGUCGCUAAAGGUGACUUGACUCAAUAAAUUACUCACUCACUCAGGUUGUUUGACUCACUGAUCUAUUCCCAUGCCUAUCGAAUGAACAAGGUGUCAGCAGAGAAUUGUUUGACUCACUGAUCUUUUCCCAGGCCUAUCGAAUUAACAAGGUGUCAGCAGAGAAUUGUUUGACUCACUGAUCUUUUCCCAGGCCUAUCGAAUGAACAAGGUGUCAGCAGAGAAUUGUUUGACUCACUGAUCUUUUCCCAGGCCUAUCGAAUGAACAAGGUGUCGGCAGAGAAUUGUUUGACUCACUGAUCUUUUCCCAGGCCUAUCGAAUGAACAAGGUGUCAGCAGAGAAUUGUUUGACUCACUGAUCUUUUCCCAGGCCUAUCGAAUGAACAAGGCGUCAGCAGAGAAUUGUUUGACUCACUGAUCUUUUCCCAGGCCUAUCGAAUGAACAAGGUGUCAGCAGAGAAUUGUUUGACUCACUGAUCUUUUCCCAGGCCUAUCGUAUGAACAAGGUGUCAGCAGAGAAUUGUUUGACUCACUGAUCUUUUCCCAGGCCUAUCGAAUGAACAAGGUGUCGGCAGAGAAUUGUUUGACUCACUGAUCUUUUCCCAGGCCUAUCGAAUGAACAAGGUGUCGGCAGAGAAUUGUUUGACUCACUGAUCUUUUCCCAGGCCUAUCGAAUGAACAAGGUGUCAGCAGAGAUAGCCAGGAAAGCAGCAGAUGAUGUCACCAACCAGACAGGUCAGCUGAUAAAGAUAAGAGUAUCGUUAUUGGAGAAAAAAAAAAAAAAACUAUUUCACAUUGACAACAUUGUGUGUAAUAUAUGUAUUUUACAUGUUUUUUUUAACUCACAAAUAUUUGUUUAUAUUUUUUAUUACCAGGUUGUAAAAGAUACGUGGCAGGCGCUAUGGGCCCCACCAAUAAAACCCUGUCAGUGUCCCCCUCCGUGGAAAGACCAGACUUCAGGAACGUCAGUAAGAGAACAGCUCGUUGUUUCAUCCCUCAUUUUCUUUAUUCCCCUUUUUUUUUAAACUGGUGUCACGGCAAACUGUCAGUCUGUCAGCUGUCACUACAGAUCUACGGUAUGUAGCGGUCUUAACUGUCACCCUAUCAGGGUCUCUCUCUCUAAGGCCUCUCAGGUGAGUCUUGAUAAACCAUUGCUGACCUCCAGAGUUGACAGUACUAUCUCUGAUUACAUUUACAUUUUAGUCAUUUAGCAGACGCUCUUAUCCAGAGCGACUUACAGUUAGUGAAUACAUAUACAUUUUUUUUAUACUGGCCCCCCGUGGGAAUCGAACCCACAACCCUGGCGUUGCAAACGCCAUGCUCUAUCAACUGAGCUACAUCCCUGCCGGCCAUUCCCUCCCCUACCCUGGACGACGCUGGGCCAAUUGUGGUGUCACCAUGGUGAGUGCUUCUGUUUCCUCCCCCUCAGCCUUUGAUGAGCUGGCUGACGCCUACGCUGAGCAGGUCCGGGGCCUGUUGGAUGGAGGUGCGGAUAUUAUCAUGGUGGAGACCAUCUUUGACACGGCCAACGCCAAGGUAGACCUUCCUUACUCACUUUGACAGUCGUCUAGUUUGUAUCAGUACGAUUCUAGUUUUACAUACGAUUCCGUACAAUUUAGCUCAGCUGGUAGAGCACGGCGCUUGUAACGCCAAGGUAGUGGGUUCGAUCCCCGGGACCACCCGUACACAAAAAAAUGUAUGCACGCAUGACUGUAAGUCGCUUUGGAUAAAAGCGUCUGCUAAAUGGCUUAUUAUUAUUAUUAUUAUCGUAAUCAAUGUGUCAAUUCUGAUCUUGUCAUAAAAGGCAGCACUGUUUGCGAUCGACAAACUGUUUGAAGAGAGCUACGAACCAAGACCUAUAUUUGUAAGUAUGAAUUCUGUCUUUCGUCAGUAUAUCUCUUAGCUCAAUGCCAAUAAAUGUUCAGUCCGUCACUAGAGAGGAGUUCAUGUUCCUAUAUUGUGCGGAGCUGCUAGAUUGUUUUGAUUGAUUGAUUGAUUGAUUGAUUUUGCCGUGCUGCCAGAUCUCCGGGACCAUAGUGAACAGGAGUAGGGCGGUGGCCGUAUUACAGCCAUACCGGCAGUCACGAGGCACCAAUCAAAUUCCCUGUGACUGUCGGUCACGGUAAUUCCAUCCAAAACUGUGCAAAUGAAUGACGCUGAUGUGUAGCCUACCAAACUUGCUAAAAUGGCCUGGUACUCAGACCUCUAUUGUCCCUCUAAUCCAGGGUUGUGAAACGCAUUCCACGGAGGGCCGAGUGUCUGCUGGUUUUCGGUUAUUCCUUUCAAUUAAGACUUAGACAACCAGGUGAGGGGAGAUCCUUACUAAGACCUAGACAACCAGGUGAGGGGAGUGCCUUACUAAGACCUAGACAACCAGGUGAGGGGAGUUCCUUACUAAGACCUGGACAACCAGGUGAGGGGAGUUCCUUACUAAGACCUGGACAACCAGGUGAGGGGAGUUCCUUACUAAGACCUAGACAACCAGGUGAGGGGAGUUCCUUACUAAGACCUAGACAACCAGGUGAGGGGAGUUCCUUACUAAGACCUAGACAACCAGGUGAGGGGAGUUCCUUACUAAGACCUGGACAACCAGGUGAGGGGAGUUCCUUACUAAGACCUGGACAACCAGGUGAGGGGAGUUCCUUACUAAGACCUAGACAACCAGGUGAGGGGAGUUCCUUACUAAGACCUAGACAACCAGGUGAGGGGAGUUCCUUACUAAGACCUAGACAACCAGGUGAGGGGAGUUCCUUACUAAGACCUAGACAACCAGGUUAGGGGAGUUCUUUACUAAGACCUAGACAACCAGGUGAGGGGAAUUCCUUACUAAUUAGUGACCUCAAAUUAAUCAAUCAAGUCCAAGGGAGGAGUGAAGACCGUUCUCUAAACACUUCAUGAUUUGAAUAAUCUGAAGGAUUAGGACAGAUGGAGAUGGGAGUUAGAGCUCCUCCCCCCCCAAAAAGCCCCGGACCCAAUAUGCAUAAAUACAUUCCUAAAGGACCUAAAGGACCGCCGGGCCGAUCCGAGUGAAGGAAGCAGCAGAAAAGCCAAUUGUUUUGCUACGUUAUUAAACCGGAGCCAUGGAGAAAGGGAGAGAGAGGCACAGUGAGCAGCUGUAGGCUACUAAGGUGCAGAGGCCAUGUGGUGUGGGAAUGUAUGAUUAAGACAUGGGAGGCUCGGAGCACUGGAGCACAGAGGGGAGACCACAACCACUGAUAUCUCCCGCUAGACUAACCACAGCCGCUGAUAGCUCCCGCUAGACUAACCACAACCGCUGAUAUCUCCCGCUAGACUAACCACAACCGCUGAUAUCUCCCGCUAGACUAACCACAACCGCUGAUAUCUCCCGCUAGACUAACCACAACCACUGAUAUCUCCCGCUAGACUAACCACAACCACUGAUAUCUCCCGCUAGACUAACCACAACCGCUGAUAUCUCCCGCUAGACUAACCACAACCACUGAUAUCUCCCGCUAGACUAACCACAACCGCUGAUAUCUCCCGCUAGACUAACCACAACCGCUGAUAUCUCCCGCUAGACUAACCACAACCGCUGAUAUCUCCCGCUAGACUAACCACAACCACUGAUAUCUCCCGCUAGACUAACCACAACCACUGAUAUCUCCCGCUAGACUAACCACAACCGCUGAUAUCUCCCGCUAGACUAACCACAACCACUGUUAUCUCCCGCUAGACUAACCACAACGGCACCAUAGUGGAUAGGAGUGGGCGUACUCUCUCAGGACAGAUUGAUUAUGCUUCUAGAUAUCUGGCACCACAGUGGACAGGAGUGGGCGUACUCUCUCAGGACAGAUUGAUUUUCCUUCUAGAUAUCUGGCACCAUAGUGGACAGGAGUGGGCGUACUCUCUCAGGACAGAUUGAUUGUGCUUCUAGAUAUCUGGCACCAUAGUAGACAGGAUUUUGCUUCUAGAUAUCUGGCACCAUAGUGGACAGGAGUGGGCGUACUCUCUCAGGACAGAUUGAUUGUGCUUCUAGAUAUCUGGCACCAUAGUGGACAGGAGUGGUCGUACUCUCUCAGGACAGAUUGAUUUUGCUUCUAGAUAUCAGGCACCAUAGUGGAUAGGAGUGGGCGUACUCUCUCAGGACAGAUUGAUUGUGCUUCUAGAUAUCUGGCACCAUAGUGGACAGGAGUUGGCGUACUCUCUCAGGACAGAUUGAUUGUGCUUCUAGAUAUCUGGCACCAUAGUGGACAGGAGUUGGCGUACUCUCUCAGGACAGAUUGAUUGUGCUUCUAGAUAUCUGGCACCAUAGUGGACAGGAGUUGGCGUACUCUCUCAGGACAGAUUGAUUUUGCUUCUAGAUAUCAGGCACCAUAGUGGAUAGGAGUGGGCGUACUCUCUCAGGACAGAUUGAUUGUGCUUCUAGAUAUCUGGCACCAUAGUGGACAGGAGUGGGCGUACUCUCUCAGGACAGAUUGAUUUUCCUUCUAGAUAUCUGGCACCAUAGUGGACAGGAGUGGGCGUACUCUCUCAGGACAGAUUGAUUUUCCUUCUAGAUAUCUGGCACCGUAGUGGACAGGAGUGGGCGUACUCUCUCAGGACAGAUUGAUUGUUCUUCUAGAUAUCUGGCACCAUAGUGGACAGGAGUGGGCGUACUCUCUCAGGACAGACAGGAGAGGCCUUCGUCAUCAGUGUGUCCCACGCCAAACCUCUCUGGUGAGUCACCACAUUCUGCUUCAGGACUUCAAUACUACCUUGUUGUUGUAGACUUCCACAUAUUUGUCCUCAAGUUUCUUGCUAUUUUAUAUUCAAAUAAACUUCAGAUCUGCUGGAGAGACUAAUGGAAUCUACAACAUUAAAGCGGAAUGUCCUGUUUUUCAAAUGAUACUGUGUCUUAUUUUGACCUCCAUAAGACUGUGUCUCAAUAGACUGAUAAACAGUGUGUUCAUCUCUUCCAGUAUCGGUCUUAACUGUGCCUUGGGAGCCACUGAGAUGAGGCCUUUCAUUCAAGCUAUUGGGAAAUGCACCACUGCUCACGUCUUGUGCUACCCCAAUGCAGGUAACCAGCGCCCAUCCAUCCCAACUUACCCAGCAACUUAGCAUCUAGCUAGCUAACCUUUUGUGUUCACAACCACCGUCUGCCAUUUUCACACCCCUCUGCUUGCUCCAGGUCUCCCCAAUACCUUUGGGGGAUACGAUGAGACCCCAGAGUUGACAGCCUCACAUUUAAAGGUAAACUUAUCGAUUUUAUAGCUGGUCUUCCCAAUGAAUGAUGUAUCGAAUGAUUCAGCCAAAUGAAUAAAUAUCAUACCCCCCCCCCCCCCCCCCCCCAAAAAAAAAAAAUGCUAACCUCCCCUGUUAUUGUAAUGGUGAGAGGUUAGCAUGUUUUAGGGGUAUGAUAUAAAAUGCUAACCUCCCCUGUUAUUGUAAUGGUGAGAGGUUAGCAUGUCUUGGGGGUAUGAUAUAAAAUGCUAACCUCCCCUGUUAUUGUAAUGGUGAGAGGUUAGCAUGUUUUAGGGGUAUGAUAUAAAAUGCUAACCUCCCCUGUUAUUGUAAUGGUGAGAGGUUAGCAUGUCUUGGGGGUAUGAUAUAAAAUGCUAACCUCCCCUGUUAUUGUAAUGGUGAGAGGUUAGCAUGUUUUAGGGUUAUGAUAUUUGUGUGUCUUAACUUUCUCACUCAUUAUUAUUCACGAUUAAUUCAGGACUAUCCGUAAUCAUGGUAACGUCCACAUUAAUGUAGAAGUGAUCAGAAACAUAUUCUAUUCUUAUUUACAAUAAAAGUGACUCCAAAAUGACACAAUACGUUAUUUACCGUUCAUUUCUAUUGGGCACAAAAUAAUCUGAAACACAACAGAAACAAACAGCAAAUGCAUCCAACAAGUUUGUAGAGUCACAAGCUUGAUGUAAUCAUUGUGUGCUAUGUAUAUGGGACCAAAUACUAAACUUUUGACUACUUUAAUACACAAGUAAAUUUGUCCAAAUACUUUUGGUCCCCUAAAAUGGGGGGUCUGUGUACAAAAAGUGCUUUAAUUUCUAAACGGUUCACCCGAUAUGGAUGAAAAUACCCUCAAAUGAAAGUUCUGGAGUACAGAGCCAAAACAACACAGCGUAUCGCUGUCCCAAUACUGUUGGAGAUCACUACCUUUUGGUUUUGGUUUGAUACGGCUUGUAUACACACUGACCGUCUCUUAUUUCUCUAGGAGUUUGCUACAGAUGGUCUGGUGAAUCUGGUUGGUGGAUGCUGUGGAACGACUCCUGCACACAUCAGGUGACUGAUGUCUGCUCUGUCCUCUGACACUAGCUACUGUCCAUAGAUAUAGAACUGAUAUAUUGUCUAUAGAUAUAGAACUGAUAUAUUGUCUAAUAGAUAUAGAACUGAUAUAUUGUCUAUAGAUAUAGAACUGAUAUAUUGUCUAUAGAUAUAGAACUGAUAUAUUGUCUAUAGAUAUAGAACUGAUAUAUUGUCUAUAGAUAUAGAACUGAUAUAUUGUCUAUAGAUAUAGAACUGAUAGAUAUAGAACUGAUAUAUUGUCUAUAGAUAUAGAACUGAUAUAUUGUCUAUAGAUAUAGAACUGAUAGAUAUAGAACUGAUAGAUAUAGAACUGAUAUAUUGUCUAUAGAUAUAGAACUGAUAGAUAUAGAACUGAUAUAUUGUCUAUAGAUAUAGAACUGAUAUAUAUAUAUAUAUAUAUAUAUAUAUAUAUAUAUAUAUAUAUAUAUAUAUAUAUAUAUAUAUAUAUAUAUAUAUAUAUAUAUAUAUAUAUAUAGAACUGAUAUAUUGUCUAUAUAUAUAGAACUGAUAUUGUCUAUUCUGCUGUCUAUAGAUAUAGAACUGAUAGAUAUAGAACUCUCUGCUUGUGUUCAGGGCCAUUGCUGAGAAAGUGAAGCACUGCCAGCCCAGAGUGCCCCCUACUGACGUCUUUCAGGACUACAUGCUACUCGCAGGUAGAACAUUUUACGUUUAAGUCAUUUUAGCAGACGCUCUUACCCAGAGUGACUUACAGGAGCAAUUAGGGUUUAAGUGCCUUGCUUAAGGGCACAUCGACAGAUUUUUCACCUAGUCGGGCUCGGGGAUUAGAACCAGCGACCUUUCGGUAACUGGCACAACGCUCUUAACCACUAAAGCUACCUGCCGCCCCAGAACAACAUCAUUUUUAAAUGAGCUCUGUAUCCUUCCAGUCGUGGCCGUUCCAAGGGGGGCUGGUAUUUAUAAAGCGCUGCAGAGUAUUAGUGCUGGUCUAGGAUUCAGUUCUGCCUCUUAGAUAAUAAGGAAUCCAAUUUGCAUAGACGGGGAUGACCUGAUCCUACUGUAGACCUGCUCUGAGAUGUACCUUCUCAGUCGUGGCCGCGCCGAUGAACAGCGGCAGCAAACCGCUGACGAGCUUUUCUCAUCACAGCUUUGAGCAUAUUUUGUGUCACAGGUCUGGAGCCGUUCAGGAUCGGUCCGUACACUAAUUUCGUGAACAUCGGCGAGCGAUGCAACGUGGCUGGAUCGAGGAAGUUUGCCAAGCUGAUCAUGUCCGGAAACUACGAGGUCAGCUAUCUCUCCUUUAUCCACCCUUUUUUUUAUGAUACGGUAACCACCUGAAAUAAAACUCCCAUCUUAUACAGAUUGCGUGAUCAUUGUAGCUAGCAAUAUCUUUAUCUUCCAUACCCAUGUCUGGUGUACCAGGGUUAUGUUCAGUAGGGCACACCGUAUCAAAACUAACUUGGACACGUUGAGGUAGUUCCUCCCUGUUUCAGUCUAUCUCCUUCUGUUUGGUGCCUAAUGAACACAACCCUCUUACUGAACAUGUUCUGUGCCUCUGUCUGUGAACCUGUCCCCCCCCCCCCCCGUCUGUCUCCAGGAGGCGUUGAGCAUAGCCAAGACCCAGGUGGAGAUGGGAGCCCAGGUCUUGGACAUCAACAUGGACGAGGGGAUGCUGGAGGGUCCUGCCGCCAUGGCCCGGUUCUGCUGUCUCAUAGCUUCAGAACCUGACAUCGCCAGGGUUGGGAUCAACUGGACAUUUCCAAUACUGUCGUGAUAUAUAAAGAUAGAUACCAUGCGCACUGUUGAACGCUUCCAACGUUUAAUCAUGUUUCUAAAACCAUUUACCAUGAUACUGUACCAAUAUAAGUAACGUUACUACGCACUUAGCUACAAUAAAGCUGAACAACGUCAUUGAAGUGCUGGGAGAGAUGCAGGGGAAAACAAGACCGCUCUUAAGAACGGAGCUCCUCUACUAAAUACGUCUAAAGCUGAAGUUCACUUCCCCCAUCUGUCCCAGCUCUCCUCUUAGUCCUCCUCCCUCUCCUCUCCCAGGUGCCUCUGUGUAUAGACUCGUCUAACUUCGAGGUGAUCAAGGCGGGGCUGAAGUGUUGCCAGGGGAAGUGUAUCGUCAACAGCAUCAGUCUGAAGGAAGGAGUGGAGGAGUUUCUCCAGAGAGCUACGACUGUCAGACGCUACGGGGCUGCUGUGGUUGUAAUGGCCUUCGACGAGGAGGGUCAGGUGAGACGGACAACUGGAGAGGAGCUGCUAGGAUAUAGAUACCUAGAGGGAGACCCUGGGGAGGGGAGAACAGGUGAGACGGACAACUGGAAAGGAGCUGGGUGGAUAUAGAUACCUAGAGGGAGACCCUGGGGAGGGGAGAACAGGUGAGACGGACAACUGGAAAGGAGCUGGGUGGAUAUAGAUACCUAGAGGGAGACCCUGGGGAGGGGAGAACAGGUGAGACGGACAACUGGAAAGGAGCUGGGUGGAUAUAGAUACCUAGAGGGAGACCCUGGGGAGGGGAGAACAGGUGAGACGGACAACUGGAAAGGAGCUGCUAGGAUAUAGAUACCUAGAGGGAGACCCUGGGGAGGGGAGAACAGGUGAGACGGACAACUGGAAAGGAGCUGGGUGGAUAUAGAUACCUAGAGGGAGACCCUGGAGAGGGGAGAACAGGUGAGACGGACAACUGGAAAGGAGCUGCUAGGAUAUAGAUACCUAGAGGGAGACCCUGGGGAGGGGAGAACAGGUGAGACGGACAACUGGAAAGGAGCUGGGUGGAUAUAGAUACCUAGAGGGAGACCCUGGGGAGGGGAGAACAGGUGAGACGGACAACUGGAAAGGAGCUGCUAGGAUAUAGAUACCUAGAGGGAGACCCUGGGGAGGGGAGACCCUGGGGAGGGGAGAACAGGUGAGACGGACAACUGGAAAGGAGCUGGGUGGAUAUAGAUCCCUAGAGGGAGACCCUGGGGAGGGGAGAACAGGUGAGACGGACAACUGGAAAGGAGCUGGGUGGAUAUAGAUACCUAGAGGGAGACCCUGGGGAGGGGAGAACAGGUGAGACGGACAACUGGAAAGGAGCUGGGUGGAUAUAGAUACCUAGAGGGAGACCCUGGGGAGGGGAGAACAGGUGAGACGGACAACUGGAAAGGAGCUGGGUGGAUAUAGAUACCUAGAGGGAGACCCUGGGGAGGGGAGAACAGGUGAGACGGACAACUGGAAAGGAGCUGGGUGGAUAUAGAUACCUAGAGGGAGACCCUGGGGAGGGGAGAACAGGUGAGACGGACAACUGGAAAGGAGCUGCUAGGAUAUAGAUCCCUAGAGGGAGACCCUGGGGAGGGGAGAACAGGUGAGACGGACAACUGGAAAGGAGCUGGGUGGAUAUAGAUACCUAGAGGGAGACCCUGGGGAGGGGAGAACAGGUGAGACGGACAACUGGAAAGGAGCUGGGUGGAUAUAGAUACCUAGAGGGAGACCCUGGGGAGGGGAGAAUAGGUGAGACGGACAACUGGAAAGGAGCUGGGUGGAUAUAGAUACCUAGAGGGAGACCCUGGGGCUGGGAGAACAGGUGAGACGGACAACUGGAAAGGAGCUGGGUGGAUAUAGAUCCCUAGAGGGAGACCCUGGGGAGGGGAGAACAGGUGAGACGGACAACUGGAAAGGAGCUGGGUGGAUAUAGAUACCUAGAGGGAGACCCUGGGGAGGGGAGAACAGGUGAGACGGACAACUGGAAAGGAGCUGGGUGGAUAUAGAUACCUAGAGGGAGACCCUGGAGAGGGGAGAACAGGUGAGACGGACAACUGGAAAGGAGCUGGGUGGAUAUAGAUACCUAGAGGGAGACCCUGGGGAGGGGAGAACAGGUGAGACGGACAACUGGAAAGGAGCUGCUAGGAUAUAGAUACCUAGAGGGAGACCCUGGGGAGGGGAGAACAGGUGAGACGGACAACUGGAAAGGAGCUGCUAGGAUAUAGAUACCUAGAGGGAGACCCUGGGGAGGGGAGAACAGGUGAGACGGACAACUGGAAAGGAGCUGCUAGGAUAUAGAUACCUAGAGGGAGACCCUGGGGAGGGGAGAACAGGUGAGACGGACAACUGGAAAGGAGCUGGGUGGAUAUAGAUACCUAGAGGGAGACCCUGGGGAGGGGAGAACAGGUGAGACGGACAACUGGAAAGGAGCUGGGUGGAUAUAGAUACCUAGAGGGAGACCCUGGGGAGGGGAGAACAGGUGAGACGGACAACUGGAAAGGAGCUGGGUGGAUAUAGAUACCUAGAGGGAUACCCUGGGGAGGGGAGAACAGGUGAGACGGACAACUGGAAAGGAGCUGCUAGGAUAUAGAUACCUAGAGGGAGACCCUGGAGAGGGGAGAACAGGUGAGACGGACAACUGGAAAGGAGCUGGGUGGAUAUAGAUACCUAGAGGGAGACCCUGGGGAGGGGAGAACAGGUGAGACGGACAACUGGAAAGGAGCUGGGUGGAUAUAGAUACCUAGAGGGAGACCCUGGGGAGGGGAGAACAGGUGAGACGGACACCUGGAGAGGAGCUGCUAGGAUAUAGAUACCUAGAGGGAGACCCUGGGGAGGGGAGAACAGGUGAGACGGACAACUGGAAAGGAGCUGGGUGGAUAUAGAUACCUAGAGGGAGACCCUGGGGAGGGGAGAACAGGUGAGACGGACAACUGGAAAGGAGCUGGGUGGAUAUAGAUACCUAGAGGGAGACCCUGGGGAGGGGAGAACAGGUGAGACGGACAACUGGAAAGGAGCUGGGUGGAUAUAGAUACCUAGAGGGAGACCCUGGGGAGGGGAGAACAGGUGAGACGGACAACUGGAAAGGAGCUGGGUGGAUAUAGAUACCUAGAGGGAGACCCUGGGGAGGGGAGAACAGGUGAGACGGACAACUGGAGAGGAGCUGGGUGGAUAUAGAUACCUAGAGGGAGACCAUGGGGAGGGGAGAACAGGUGAGACGGACAACUGGAAAGGAGCUGGGUGGAUAUAGAUACCUAGAGGGAGACCCUGGGGAGGGGAGAACAGGUGAGACGGACAACUGGAAAGGAGCUGGGUGGAUAUAGAUACCUAGAGGGAGACCCUGGGGAGGGGAGAACAGGUGAGACGGACAACUGGAAAGGAGCUGCUAGGAUAUAGAUACCUAGAGGGAGACCCUGGGGAGGGGAGAACAGGUGAGACGGACAACUGGAAAGGAGCUGCUAGGAUAUAGAUACCUAGAGGGAGACCCUGGGGAGGGGAGAACAGGUGAGACGGACAACUGGAAAGGAGCUGGGUGGAUAUAGAUACCUAGAGGGAGACCAUGGGGAGGGGAGAACAGGUGAGACGGACAACUGGAAAGGAGCUGCUAGGAUAUAGAUACCUAGAGGGAGACCAUGGGGAGGGGAGAACAGGUGAGACGGACAACUGGAAAGGAGCUGCUAGGAUAUAGAUACCUAGAGGGAGACCCUGGGGAGGGGAGAACAGGUGAGACGGACAACUGGAAAGGAGCUGCUAGGAUAUAGAUACCUAGAGGGAGACCCUGGGGAGGGGAGAACAGGUGAGACGGACAACUGGAAAGGAGCUGGGUGGAUAUAGAUACCUAGAGGGAGACCCUGGGGAGGGGAGAACAGGUGAGACGGACAACUGGAAAGGAGCUGGUAGGAUAUAGAUACCUAGAGGGAGACCCUGGGGAGGGGAGAACAGGUGAGACGGACAACUGGAAAGGAGCUGGGUGGAUAUAGAUACCUAGAGGGAGACCCUGGGGAGGGGAGAACAGGUGAGACGGACAACUGGAAAGGAGCUGCUAGGAUAUAGAUACCUAGAGGGAGACCCUGGGGAGGGGAGAACAGGUGAGACGGACAACUGGAAAGGAGCUGGGUGGAUAUAGAUACCUAGAGGGAGACCCUGGGGAGGGGAGAACAGGUGAGACGGACAACUGGAAAGGAGCUGGGUGGAUAUAGAUACCUAGAGGGAGACCCUGGGGAGGGGAGAACAGGUGAGACGGACAACUGGAAAGGAGCUGGGUGGAUAUAGAUACCUAGAGGGAGACCCUGGGGAGGGGAGAACAGGUGAGACGGACAACUGGAAAGGAGCUGGGUGGAUAUAGAUACCUAGAGGGAGACCCUGGGGAGGGGAGAACAGGUGAGACGGACAACUGGAAAGGAGCUGGGUGGAUAUAGAUACCUAGAGGGAGACCCUGGGGAGGGGAGAACAGGUGAGACGGACAACUGGAGAGGAGCUGGGUGGAUAUAGAUACCUAGAGGGAGACCAUGGGGAGGGGAGAACAGGUGAGACGGACAACUGGAAAGGAGCUGCUAGGAUAUAGAUACCUAGAGGGAGACCCUGGGGAGGGGAGAACAGGUGAGACGGACAACUGGAAAGGAGCUGGGUGGAUAUAGAUACCUAGAGGGAGACCAUGGGGAGGGGAGAACAGGUGAGACGGACAACUGGAAAGGAGCUGCUAGGAUAUAGAUACCUAGAGGGAGACCAUGGGGAGGGGAGAACAGGUGAGACGGACAACUGGAAAGGAGCUGCUAGGAUAUAGAUACCUAGAGGGAGACCCUGGGGAGGAGAGAACAGGUGAGACGGACAACUGGAAAGGAGCUGGGUGGAUAUAGAUACCUAGAGGGAGACCCUGGGGAGGGGAGAACAGGUGAGACGGACAACUGGAAAGGAGCUGGGUGGAUAUAGAUACCUAGAGGGAGACCCUGGGGAGGGGAGAACAGGUGAGACGGACAACUGGAAAGGAGCUGGUAGGAUAUAGAUACCUAGAGGGAGACCCUGGGGAGGGGAGAACAGGUGAGACGGACAACUGGAAAGGAGCUGGGUGGAUAUAGAUACCUAGAGGGAGACCAUGGGGAGGGGAGAACAGGUGAGACGGACAACUGGAAAGGAGCUGCUAGGAUAUAGAUACCUAGAGGGAGACCCUGGGGAGGGGAGACCCUGGGGAGGGGAGAACAGGUGAGACGGACAACUGGAAAGGAGCUGGGUGGAUAUAGAUACCUAGAGGGAGACCAUGGGGAGGGGAGAACAGGUGAGACGGACAACUGGAAAGGAGCUGCUAGGAUAUAGAUACCUAGAGGGAGACCCUGGGGAGGGGAGAACAGGUGAGACGGACAACUGGAAAGGAGCUGGGUGGAUAUAGAUACCUAGAGGGAGACCCUGGGGAGGGGAGAACAGGUGAGACGGACAACUGGAAAGGAGCUGCUAGGAUAUAGAUACCUAGAGGGAGACCCUGGGGAGGGGAGAACAGGUGAGACGGACAACUGGAAAGGAGCUGCUAGGAUAUAGAUACCUAGAGGGAGACCCUGGGGAGGGAAGAACAGGUGAGACGGACAACUGGAAAGGAGCUGGGUGGAUAUAGAUACCUAGAGGGAGACCAUGGGGAGGGGAGAACAGGUGAGACGGACAACUGGAAAGGAGCUGCUAGGAUAUAGAUACCUAGAGGGAGACCCAUGGGGAGGGGAGAACAGGUGAGACGGACAACUGGAAAGGAGCUGCUAGGAUAUAGAUACCUAGAGGGAGACCCUGGGGAGGGGAGAACAGGUGAGACGGACAACUGGAAAGGAGCUGGGUGGAUAUAGAUACCUAGAGGGAGACCAUGGGGAGGGGAGAACAGGUGAGACGGACAACUGGAAAGGAGCUGCUAGGAUAUAGAUACCUAGAGGGAGACCCAUGGGGAGGGGAGAACAGGUGAGACGGACAACUGGAAAGGAGCUGCUAGGAUAUAGAUACCUAGAGGGAGACCCUGGGGAGGGGAGAACAGGUGAGACGGACAACUGGAAAGGAGCUGCUAGGAUAUAGAUACCUAGAGGGAGACCCUGGGGAGGGGGAGAACAGGUGAGACGGACAACUGGAGAGGAGCUGGGUGGAUAUAGAUACCUAGAGGGAGACCCUGGGGAGGGGAGAACAGGUGAGAUGGACAACUGGAAAGGAGCUGGGUGGAUAUAGAUACCUAGAGGGAGACCCUGGGGAGGGGAGAACAGGUGAGACGGACAACUGGAAAGGAGCUGGGUGGAUAUAGAUACCUAGAGGGAGACCCUGGGGAGGGGAGAACAGGUGAGACGGACAACUGGAAAGGAGCUGGGUGGAUAUAGAUACCUAGAGGGAGACCCUGGGGAGGGGAGAACAGGUGAGACGGACAACUGGAAAGGAGCUGGGUGGAUAUAGAUACCUAGAGGGAGACCCUGGGGAGGGGAGAACAGGUGAGAUGGACAACUGGAAAGGAGCUGGGUGGAUAUAGAUACCUAGAGGGAGACCCUGGGGAGGGGAGAACAGGUGAGACGGACAACUGGAAAGGAGCUGGGUGGAUAUAGAUACCUAGAGGGAGACCCUGGGGAGGGGAGAACAGGUGAGACGGACAACUGGAAAGGAGCUGGGUGGAUAUAGAUACCUAGAGGGAGACCCUGGGGAGGGGAGAACAGGUGAGACGGACAACUGGAAAGGAGCUGGGUGGAUAUAGAUACCUAGAGGGAGACCCUGGAGAGGGGAGAACAGGUGAGACGGACAACUGGAAAGGAGCUGGGUGGAUAUAGAUACCUAGAGGGAGACCCUGGGGAGGGGAGAACAGGUGAGAUGGACAACUGGAAAGGAGCUGGGUGGAUAUAGAUACCUAGAGGGAGACCCUGGGGAGGGGAGAACAGGUGAGACGGACAACUGGAAAGGAGCUGGGUGGAUAUAGAUACCUAGAGGGAACCCCUGGGGAGGGGAGAACAGGUGAGACGGACAACUGGAAAGGAGCUGGGUGGAUAUAGAUACCUAGAGGGAGACCCUGGGGAGGGGAGAACAGGUGAGACGGACAACUGGAAAGGAGCUGGGUGGAUAUAGAUACCUAGAGGGAGACCCUGGGGAGGGGAGAACAGGUGAGACGGACAACUGGAAAGGAGCUGGGUGGAUAUAGAUACCUAGAGGGAGACCCUGGGGAGGGGAGAACAGGUGAGACGGACAACUGGAAAGGAGCUGCUAGGAUAUAGAUACCUAGAGGGAGACCAUGGGGAGGGGAGAACAGGUGAGACGGACAACUGGAAAGGAGCUGCUAGGAUAUAGAUACCUAGAGGGAGACCCUGGGGAGGGGAGAACAGGUGAGACGGACAACUGGAAAGGAGCUGCUAGGAUAUAGAUACCUAGAGGGAAACCCUGGGGAGGGGAGAACAGGUGAGACGGACAACUGGAAAGGAGCUGGGUGGAUAUAGAUACCUAGAGGGAGACCCUGGGGAGGGGAGAACAGGUGAGACGGACAACUGGAAAGGAGCUGCUAGGAUAUAGAUACCUAGAGGGAGACCCUGGGGAGGGGAGAACAGGUGAGACGGACAACUGGAAAGGAGCUGGGUGGAUAUAGAUACCUAGAGGGAGACCCUGGGGAGGGGAGAACAGGUGAGACGGACAACUGGAAAGGAGCUGGGUGGAUAUAGAUACCUAGAGGGAGACCCUGGGGAGGGGGAGAACAGGUGAGACGGACAACUGGAAAGGAGCUGGGUGGAUAUAGAUACCUAGAGGGAGACCCUGGGGAGGGGAGAACAGGUGAGACGGACAACUGGAAAGGAGCUGCUAGGAUAUAGAUACCUAGAGGGAGACCCUGGGGAGGGGAGAACAGGUGAGACGGACAACUGGAAAGGAGCUGGGUGGAUAUAGAUACCUAGAGGGAGACCCUGGGGAGGGGAGAACAGGUGAGACGGACAACUGGAAAGGAGCUGCUAGGAUAUAGAUACCUAGAGGGAGACCCUGGGGAGGGGGAGAACAGGUGAGACGGACAACUGGAAAGGAGCUGGGUGGAUAUAGAUACCUAGAGGGAGACCCUGGGGAGGGGAGAACAGGUGAGACGGACAACUGGAAAGGAGCUGGGUGGAUAUAGAUACCUAGAGGGAGACCCUGGGGAGGGGAGAACAGGUGAGACGGACAACUGGAAAGGAGCUGGGUGGAUAUAGAUACCUAGAGGGAGACCCUGGGGAGGGGAGAACAGGUGAGACGGACAACUGGAAAGGAGCUGGGUGGAUAUAGAUACCUAGAGGGAGACCCUGGGGAGGGGAGAACAGGUGAGACGGACAACUGGAAAGGAGCUGGGUGGAUAUAGAUACCUAGAGGGAGACCCUGGGGAGGGGAGAACAGGUGAGACGGACAACUGGAAAGGAGCUGGGUGGAUAUAGAUACCUAGAGGGAGACCCUGGGGAGGGGAGAACAGGUGAGACGGACAACUGGAAAGGAGCUGGGUGGAUAUAGAUACCUAGAGGGAGACCCUGGGGAGGGGAGAACAGGUGAGACGGACAACUGGAAAGGAGCUGCUAGGAUAUAGAUACCUAGAGGGAGACCCUGGGGAGGGGAGAACAGGUGAGACGGACAACUGGAAAGGAGCUGGGUGGAUAUAGAUACCUAGAGGGAGACCCUGGGGAGGGAGAACAGGUGAGACGGACAACUGGAAAGGAGCUGGGUGGAUAUAGAUACCUAGAGGGAGACCCUGGGGAGGGGAGAACAGGUGAGACGGACAACUGGAAAGGAGCUGGGUGGAUAUAGAUACCUAGAGGGAGACCCUGGGGAGGGGAGAACAGGUGAGAACGGACAACUGGAAAGGAGCUGGGUGGAUAUAGAUACCUAGAGGGAGACCCUGGGGAGGGGAGAACAGGUGAGACGGACAACUGGAAAGGAGCUGGGUGGAUAUAGAUACCUAGAGGGAGACCCUGGGGAGGGGAGAACAGGUGAGACGGACAACUGGAAAGGAGCUGGGUGGAUAUAGAUACCUAGAGGGAGACCCUGGGGAGGGGAGAACAGGUGAGACGGACAACUGGAAAGGAGCUGGGUGGAUAUAGAUACCUAGAGGGAGACCCUGGGGAGGGGAGAACAGGUGAGACGGACAACUGGAAAGGAGCUGGGUGGAUAUAGAUACCUAGAGGGAGACCCUGGGGAGGGGAGAACAGGUGAGACGGACAACUGGAAAGGAGCUGGGUGGAUAUAGAUACCUAGAGGGAGACCCUGGGGAGGGGAGAACAGGUGAGACGGACAACUGGAAAGGAGCUGGUGGAUAUAGAUACCUAGAGGGAGACCCUGGGGAGGGGAGAACAGGUGAGACGGACAACUGGAAAGGAGCUGGGUGGAUAUAGAUACCUAGAGGGAGACCCUGGGGAGGGGAGAACAGGUGAGACGGACAACUGGAAAGGAGCUGGGUGGAUAUAGAUACCUAGAGGGAGACCCUGGGGGAGGGGAGAACAGGUGAGACGGACAACUGGAAAGGAGCUGGGUGGAUAUAGAUACCUAGAGGGAGACCCUGGGGAGGGGAGAACAGGUGAGACGGACAACUGGAAAGGAGCUGGGUGGAUAUAGAUACCUAGAGGGAGACCCUGGGGAGGGGAGAACAGGUGAGACGGACAACUGGAAAGGAGCUGGGUGGAUAUAGAUACCUAGAGGGAGACCCUGGGGAGGGGAGAAACAGGUGAGACGGACAACUGGAAAGGAGCUGGGUGGAUAUAGAUACCUAGAGGGAGACCCUGGGGAGGGGAGAACAGGUGAGACGGACAACUGGAAAGGAGCUGGGUGGAUAUAGAUACCUAGAGGGAGACCCUGGGGAGGGGAGAACAGGUGAGACGGACAACUGGAAAGGAGCUGGGUGGAUAUAGAUACCUAGAGGGAGACCCUGGGGAGGGGAGAACAGGUGAGACGGACAACUGGAAAGGAGCUGGGUGGAUAUAGAUACCUAGAGGGAGACCCUGGGGAGGGGAGAACAGGUGAGACGGACAACUGGAAAGGAGCUGCUAGGAUAUAGAUACCUAGAGGGAGACCCUGGGGAGGGGAGAACAGGUGAGACGGACAACUGGAAAGGAGCUGGGUGGAUAUAGAUACCUAGAGGGAGACCCUGGGGAGGGGAGAACAGGUGAGACGGACAACUGGAAAGGAGCUGGGUGGAUAUAGAUACCUAGAGGGAGACCCUGGGGAGGGGAGAACAGGUGAGACGGACAACUGGAAAGGAGCUGCUAGGAUAUAGAUACCUAGAGGGAGAACAGGAUGCAGGUGGGAUUCCAUCCUGUUCUGCGAUGGGAGUUUGGCUGACUGCAACUCUACUGCUGCGACAGGGUUUGGAACCCGUUACCUCAUGGAUAAAAUACUGUGGCGUGACAAUCAGGCCUUGAACAGCUGUCCUCUCUGUUUCCUCCAGGCCACUGAGACGGAGCGUAAGGUCGAGAUCUGCAGCAGAGCCUAUCACCUCCUGGUAACUCAAGUGGGCUUUGACCCUAAUGACAUCAUCUUUGACCCCAACAUCCUGACCAUCGGCACGGGCAUGGAGGAACACAGCGAGUAUGCCAUCAACUUCAUCCGAGCCACCAGGCUCAUCAAGGUAACUUGAGACCAUGACAUGUUUCUGCACAUGAGCGAUAUAAUAACCGCGAUCGAUAAAAGACAGUACUGUGCAGCCGUCUUCAUCGACCUGGCCAAGGCUUUUGACUCUGUCAAUCACCGCAUUCUUAUUGGCAGACUAAAUAGCCUUGGUUUCUCAAAUGACUGCCUCGCCUGGUUCACCAACUACUUCUCAGAUAGAGUUCAAUGUGUCAAAUCGGAGGGCCUGUUGUCUGGACCUCUGGCAGUCUCUAUGGGGGUGCCACAGGGUUCAAUUCUCGGGCCGACUCUAUUCUCUGUGUAUGUCAAUGAUGUCGCUCUUGCUGCUGGUGACUCUCAGAUCCACCUCUACGCAGACGACACCAUUUUGUAUACAUCUGGCCCUUCAUUGGACACUGUGUUAACAAACCUCCAAACGAGCUUCAAUGCCAUACAACACUCUUUCCGUGGCCUCCAACUGCUCUUAAACGCUAGUAAAACUAAAUGCAUGCUCUUCAAUCGAACGCUGCUGGCACCCGCCCGCCCGACUAGAAUCACUACUCUCGGCGGGUCGGACAACUACAAAUACCUAGGUGUCUGGUUAGACCGUAAACUCAACUUCCAGACUCACAUAAAGAAUCUCCAAUCCAAAGUUAAAUCUAGAAUCGGCUUCCUAUUUCGCAACAAAGCCUCCUUCACUCAUGCUGCCAAACAUGCCCUCAUAAAACUGACUAUCCUACCGAUCCUUGACUUCGGCGAUGUCAUUUACAAAAUAGCUUCCAACACUCUACUCAGCAAAUUGGAUGUAGUCUAUCACAGUGCCAUCCGUUUUGUCUCCAAAGCCCCAUACACUACUCACCACUGUGACCUGUACGCUCUCGUUGGCUGACCCUCACUACAUAUUUGUCGCCAAACCCACUGGCUCCAGGUCAUCUAUAAAUCACUUCUAGGGAAAUCCCCGCCUUAUCUUAGAUCAUUGGUCACCAUAGCAACACCCACCCAUAGUAUGCGUUCCAGCAGGUAUAUCUCACUGGUCAUCCCCAAAGCCAACACCUCCUUUGGCCGCCAUUCCUUCCAGUUCUCUGCUGCCAAUGACUGGAACGAACUGCAAAAAUCUCUGAAGCUGGAGACUCUUAUCUCCCUCACUAUCUUUAAGCAUCAGUUGUCAGAGCACCUUACUGAUCACUGCACCUGUACACAGCCCAUCUGUAAUUAGCCCAUCCAACUACCUCAUCCCCAUAUUGUUAUUUACAUUGUAAUUUAUUUUGCUCAUUUGCACCCCAGUAUCUCUAUUUGCACAUCAUCUUCUGCACAUCUAUCAUUCCAGUGUUAAUACUAAAUUGUAAUUAUUUUGCACUAUGGCCUAUUUAUUGCCUUACCUCCAUAACUUACUACAUUUGCACACACUGUAUAUAUAUUUUCUAUUGUGUUAUUGACUUUAUGUUUUGUUUAUUCCAUAUGUAACUCUGUGUUGUUGUUUUUAUCGCACUGCUUUGCUUUAUCUUGGCCAGGUCGCAGUUGUAAAUGAGAAUUUGUUCUCAACUGGCUUACCUGGUUAAAUAAAGGUGAAAUAAAAUAGGAGUCUUUACCUGGGGUAAGGAUCAACCUAUCAUUUUAACAGUAUAUACUAUAGUAUAUAAUAUAUAUUCUCUACAGGAGUCUUUACCUGGGGUCAGGAUCAACCUGUCCUUCUAACAGUAUUACUACAGUAUAUAAUAUAUAGUGUAUAUAUAUAUAUAUAUAUAUAUUCUCUACAGGAGUCUUUACCUGGGGUCAGGAUCAACCUGUCCUCCUAACAGUAUUGCUACAGUAUAUAUAUAUAUAUACACUGCUAAAAAACAUAAAGGGAACACUUAAACAACACAUUCUAGAUCUGAAUGAAUGAAAUAAUCUUAUGAAAUACUUUUUUCUUUACAUAGUUGAAUGUGCUGACAACAAAAUCAGACAAAAAUUAUCAAUGGAAAUCAAAUUUAUCAACCCAUGGAGGUCUGGAUUUGGAGUCACCCUCAAAAUUAAAGUGGAAAACCACACUACAGGCUGAUCCAACUUUGAUAUAAUAUCCUUAAAACAAGUCAAAAUGAGGCUCAGUAGUGUGUGUGGCCUCCACGUGCCUGUAUGACCUCCCUACAACGCCUGGGCAUGCUCCUGAUGAGGUGGCGGAUGGUCUCCUGAGGGAUCUCCUCCCAGACCUGGACUAAAGCAUCCGCCAACUCCUGGACAGUCUGUGGUGCAACGUGGCGUUGGUGGAUGGAGUGAGACAUGAUGUCCCAGAUGUGCUCAAUUGGAUUCAGGUCUGGGGAACGGGCGGGCCAGUCCAUAGCAUCAAUGCCUUCCUCUUGCAGGAACUGCUGACACACUCCAGCCACAUGAGGUCUAGCAUUGUCUUGCAUUAGGAGGAUCCCAGGGCCAACCGCACCAGCAUAUGGUCUCACAAGGGGUCUGAGGAUCUCAUCUCGGUACCUAAUGGCAGUCAGGCUACCUCUGGCGAGCACAUGGAGGGCUGUGCGGCCCCCCAAAGAAAUGCCACCCCACACCAUGACUGACCCACCGCCAAACCGGUCAUGCUGGAGGAUGUUGCAGGCAGCAGAACGUUCUCCACGGCAUCUCCAGACUCUGUCACGUCUGUCACGUGCUCAGUGUGAACCUGCUUUCAUCUGUGAAGAGCACAGGGUGCCAGUGGCGAAUUUGCCAAUCUUGGUGUUCUCUGGCAAAUGACAAACGUCCUGCACAGUGUUUGGCUGUAAGCACAACCCCCACCUGUGGACGUCGGGCCCUCAUACCACCCUCAUGGAGUCUGUUUUUGACCGUUUGAGCAGACACAUGCACAUUUGUGGCCUGCUGGAGGUCAUUUUGCAGGGCUCUGGCAGUGCUCCUCCUGCUCCUCCUUGCACAAAGGCGGAGGUAGCAGUCCUGCUGCUGGGUUGUUGCCCUCCUACGGCCUCCUCCACGUCUCCUGAUGUACUGGCCUGUCUCCUGGUAGCGCCUCCAUGCUCUGGACACUGACAGACACAGCAAACCUUCUUGCCACAGCUCGCAUUGAUGUGCCAUCCUGGACGAGCUGCACUACCUGAGCCACUUGUGUGGGUUGUAGACUCCGUCUCAUGCUACCACUAGAGUGAAAGCACCGCCAGCAUUCAAAAGUGACCAAAAUAUCAGCCAGGAAGCAUAGGAACAGAAAAGUGGUCUGUGGUCACCACCUGCAAAACCAGUCCUUUAUUGGGGGUGUCUUGCUAAUUGCCUAUAAUUUCCACCUGUUGUCUAUUCCAUUUGCACAACAGCAUGUGCAAUUUGUCAAUCAGUGUUGCUUCCUAAGUGGACAGUUUGAUUUCACAGAAGUGUGAUUGACUUGGAGUUACAUUGUGUUGUUUAAGUGUUCCCUUUAUUUUUUUGAGCAGUGUAUAUUCUCUACAGGAGUCUUUACCUGGGGUAAGGAUCAACCUGUCCUUCUAACAGUAUUACUACAGUAUAUAAUAUAUAGUAUGUACAGUGGGGAGAACAAGUAUUUGAUACACUGCCGAUUUUGUAGGUUUUCCUACUUACAAAGCAUGUAGAGGUCUAUAAUUUUUAUCAUAGGUACACUUCAACUGUGAGAGAUGGAAUCUAAAACAAAAAUCCAGAAAAUCACAUUGUAUGAUUUUUAAGUAAUUAAUUUGCAUUUUAUUGCAUGACAUAAGUAUUUGAUACAUCAGAAAAGCAGAACGUAAUAUUUGGUACAGAAACCUUUGUUUGCAAUUACAGAGAUCAUACGUUUCCUGUAGUUCUUGACCAGGUUUGCACACACUGAGGCAGGGAUUUUGGCCCACUCCUCCAUACAGACCUUCUCCAGAUCCUUCAGGUUUCGGGGCUGUCGCUGGGCAAUAAGGACUUUCAGCUCCCUCCAAAGAUUUUCUAUUGGGUUCAGGUCUGGAGACUGGCUAGGCCACUCCAGGACCUUGAGAUGCUUCUUACGGAGCCACUCAGUUGCCCUGGCUGUGUGUUUUGGGUUGUUGUCAUGCUGGAAGACCCAGCCACGACCCAUCUUCAAUGCUCUUACUGAGGGAAGGAGGUUGUUGGCCAAGAUGUCGCGAUACAUGGCCCCAUCCAUCCUCCCCUCAAUACGGUGCAGUCGUCCUGUCCCCUUUGCAGAAAAGCAUCCCCAAAUAAUUAUGUUUCCACCUCCAUGCUUCAUGGUUGGGAUGGUGUUCUUGGGGUUGUACUCAUCCUUCUUCUUCCUCCAAACACGGCGAGUGGAGUUUAGACCAAAAAGCUCUAUUUUUGUCUCAUCAGACCACAUGACCUUCUCCCAUUCCUCCUCUGGAUCAUCCAGAUGGUCAUUGGCAAACUUCAGACGGGCCUGGACAUGCGCUGGCUUGAGCAGGGGGACCUUGCGUGCACUGCAGGAUUUUAAUCCAUGACGGCGUAGUGUGUUACUAAUGGUUUUCUUUGAGACUGUGGUCCCAGCUCUCUUCAGGUCAUUGACCAGGUCCUGCCGUGUAGUUCUGGGCUGAUCCCUCACCUUCCUCAUGAUCAUUGAUGCCCCACGAGGUGAGAUCUUGCAUGGAGCCCCAGACUGAGGGUGAUUGACCGUCAUCUUGAACUUCUUCCAUUUUCUAAUAAUUGUGCCAACAGUUGUUGCCUUCUCACCAAGCUGCUUGCCUAUUGUCCUGUAGCCCAUCCCAGCCUUGUGCAGGUCUACAAUUUUAUCCCUGAUGUCCUUACACAGCUCUCUGGUCUUGGCCAUUGUGGAGAGGUUGGAGUCUGUUUGAUUGAGUGUGUGGACAGGUGUCUUUUAUACAGGUAACGAGUUCAAACAGGUGCAGUUAAUACAGGUAAUGAGUGGAGAACAGGAGGGAUUCUUAAAGAAAAACUAACAGGUCUGUGACAGCCGGAAUUCUUACUGGUUGGUAGGUGAUCAAAUACUUAUGUCAUGCAAUAAAAUGCAAAUGAAUUACUUAAAAAUCAUACAAUGUGAUUUUCUGGAUUUUUGUUUUAGAUUCCGUCUCUCACAGUUGAAGUGUACCUAUGAUAAAAAUUACAGACCUCUACAUGCUUUGUAAGUAGGAAAACCUGCAAAAUCAGCAGUGUAUCAAAUACUUGUUCUCCCCACUGUAUGUAUAUGUAUAUAUUCUCUACAGGAGUCUUUACCUGGGGUCAGGAUCAACCUAUCCUUUUAACAGUAUAUACUAUAGUAUAUAAUAUAUAUUAUCUACAGGAGUCUUUACCUGGGGUAAGGAUCAACCUAUCCUUUUAACAGUAUAUACUAUAGUGUAUAUAAUAUAUAUUCUCUACAGGAGUCUUUACCUGGGGUCAGGAUCAACCAAAUCAGUCCGAGGUAGGGGAGGGAAUGGCCGGCAGGGAUGUAGCUCAGUUGGUAGAGCAUGGUGUUUGCAACGCCAGGGUUGUGGGUUCGUUUCCCACGGGGGGCCAGUAUGAAAAAUAAAUAAUAAUGUAUGCACUCACUAACUGUAAGUCACUCUGGAUAAGAGCGUCUGCUAAAUGACUAAAAUGUAAUGACAACUUUGCACACUCUUGGCAUUUCACAUUCUUAAAAUAAAGUGGUGAUCCUAACUGACCUAAAACAGGGAAUCUUUACUAGGAUUAAAUGUCAGGAAUUGUGAAAAACUGAGUUUAAAUGUAUUUGGCUAAGGUGUAUGUAAUCUUCCGACUUCAACUGUGUAUAUAUAUUGUUCUCUACAGGAGUUGUUGCCUGGGGCCAGGAUCAGUGGAGGCCUGUCCAACCUGUCCUUCUCCUUCAGAGGCAUGGAGGUCAUCAGAGAGGCCAUGCAUGGAGCCUUCCUCUACCACGCCAUCAAGGUACAUUUUCGUCCCACAUUUAUUCACUAUAUACAUAAAUGACCUUCCCUCUACAUAAAUGACCUUCCCUCUACAUAAAUGACCUUCCCUUUGUAUGUCCCAAGAUAGAAAUGCAGACGACACAGUCUUUUAUCUCCAUACCAACCCAAAGCAACAGGAUGCUCCUACAUUUCUUACAGCAGCAGUGGACAAAAUAGCUGACUGGUUGGACUACUCAUGUCUAACAUUGAACGUAACAAAAAAAAACUGUCUGCAUGUAUUUCUCCAAGCAAGAGCCCAACAACGAGACCAACUAG